AUGGAUAGCGAGCCAGCAACAAAAUCGACAAAUCGUGAUCUGGCGAAGCUGGACGAGCACGAGAAAAUGAUGAUCCGACGAAGUUGGAACGAACUGAUGCGGGAUGUAGAGAAAAGCGCACUGGAAAUUUUCCAGAUGAUUUUUGAAAGAGCACCGGAAGCGAAAGAGCUUUUCCCUUUUAUGCAAUCAUCGCCGAAGAAACGCACCGAAGCUCUGAAAUUUCAUUCACUGCGAUUCAUGCAAAUCGAUGAUAACCUGAUACUGACCUAUGCCAGCGUCGAUGCUCUACUUCGUGCAUCCAUUGGUUUUGCUUUAUUUUUAAACAAACUUCGUCUUAUUCAGAAACAGGUUCAUCCGGAAAGACGGACAUUACACGUUUGUGAAUAG
This is a messenger RNA of Gongylonema pulchrum, 387 nucleotides long. The record is from the annotation of a GenBank genome assembly. Lineage: Eukaryota; Metazoa; Nematoda; Chromadorea; Rhabditida; Gongylonematidae.